This is a messenger RNA of Vitrella brassicaformis, 3632 nucleotides long. NCBI's taxonomy places the organism in Eukaryota, Vitrellaceae. The record is from the annotation of a GenBank genome assembly.
CAGACUGUUUCAAGUCGACUCGACGUGCGUCCGUAUGAGUGAGUUCCCUGUAUAUAUGCCUGCCUGUCAAGCUAUGCUAUCCCCUCUGUCAUGUCAUCGGCUGCCUGCCUGCCGGCCUCUCACUCACUCACUCCCUCACUCACGGCUCCUUGCUCUCCUCGCCUCGCGGCACGAGUACCACGCACAUAGGGAUGCAUCGACUCGACACACGUACGGCACGGCACGGCACGCUCACACCACCUCCCUCGUCGACGGACACAGCACACCAAGAGACUCACGAAAAAGACGACAACACUCCACCACAUCGCACCAGAGAGCAACCACGCAUUGGUCGAUUCGUUAUCCAUUCACGGCAGCAGCAGCAGCAGCAGCAGAAGGCGGCUGGCAUUAGCGUUUCCAUCACCCUGCCCAUCCCCCCCUCUCGAGAGGGGAUGUGCGGCCGGCGACGACCACGCCAAUGAUGCACAGCCGGCCAGCUGCCGCCACGACCCAGCGCGACAUGACCGCCCACACACCAACAUCCGGUGCACAGCACACAUCUGGACCGCUACGGCAAAGGGAGAUGGCAAGACUGACUGCAUUCAGUCGACCCGACGCCCAACGAUCAGACAGAGAGAGAAAGGGAUGGGUACACGAGUUAGCUAGAGGGAGUUGAUUAAACGCUCUUGCAGCCAGCCAGUCAGACAGCCACCCAGGCAUCCAUCCAUCAAAACGCAGGAGGCAGUCCCUCAGACCCGUCUGCCUCCUCGAGAGUGAGAGAUUCGAGCAUACAUACCAUACGUACAGUAUAUGUGAAUGCAUUCAUUGAUAUUAUGCAUAGGCCCAAAAAGCGCCGCCCCGCACGCACACAUGGCAUCCAUCCCAUCGCACCAACCACACAGACAGAGCAUCGAUCGCAUCGCCCGUCUCCCUCUCUCUCCGUGUAUACAAACCCGCCACGCUAAGCCAGAUAGAUAGAUAUACACCACUUCACUGCAUCUGUGUACCCGACCUGCUGACUGACUGACUGAAGAGCUCUCACCCUCUACCUCCCUCUCUCUCUCGGACAAAACCAUGACGCGCCCCUGUCAUUCAUCCCUCCCCUCUCUCGCGUACAUACAUAGUCCAGUCAGACCAAAAUUGUGGGUUGGCCCCUGACGGAGUGGGUGAGUGAGGAGACAGACAGACAGACAGAGAGGCAGACAGACGGACAAGCAAUACAGUCGAAAUACGUUGUGUACAUACCUAGGAAGAAAGAUUGUUUGGCAGCCAGACCCUCCCCCGUCCCCCCUCUCCUGUCCUCUCUCACCGCUCUCCUCUCUCAAAGAAUGAAAGAAAGAUGUAUGGGAUACAUACAUAUGUACACACUCAAACAACGACAACAACAACAACAACAAAAGGCGCAAACCACAAACAAACAAACGUGCCGACCGACCGUCUAUGGCUGAUGGUAGAGCACCACAGCAGGCGCCACUCGAGCGGGCAUUGUGAGGCGGGGGCGGGGGCGGGUGGGGGAUGGGAGGGAGGGGUCGAGUCGGCUCUGCUGCUUUGUGGUUGCGGUGGUAGUGGUCUGGUCGGGCACGAUGGCGUUGAGGAGGUCCUUGAUGUGCUCGUUGAUGAGCAUGAGGAAGUAAAACGAUAUGAAUCCGCGCGCAAUGUGCACACUCAUACCUGCAGCAGCAGGGGCAAGAAAGAGAUGAGAGGAGCCGAAGGUUGGUGCGUAUACGUCGGUGUCUCUGUCUCACCUCCGUAGAGGCCUCUGAUGCCCUCCUCGCGAGCCACAAGAGCUGUCGCCUGCCACACAUUCCUGAAUUAACAAAGCCAGCAUACAUACCCGGGGGGAAGACAGCAACGCUCACGGACCGCCUGACUGAAUGGCCUUUACAUUUCCUUCCUUGUUGUGUUUGUCUGUGUGCGGUGCGCAUACCUACCGGUAUCUGCCUCCCUCGAAGAGUCGUGUGCGGACCACCUCAUGGGGAUAGGUCGCCAGGAUGGCAACCACCUUGGAACACGCCGAUGCAAACGAUAUCUGACCAGUGGACGGACAUUAUAGCAUCGAGUUCACAGCAUGCAGUCGUGUCUCGGAUAGAUCUGUGGAUGCUCACCCACCUCGGCCUUUGAGAGCGCCUUGAGGGGCUCCACGCCCUGAGACGCCCGCGACUGAUUCUCCCUGCAACGCAACGCAAGGCAUAGUACACACACAUUCAAACAUAAGUUAUGGCCUGACAUCCAUCCAUCCAUGCCAUGCAUACGAUGCGGUGCACUGAACACGACAGGCACGUACACAUUGAGUCGUUUCCUCUUGUAGAACUCGAAUGUGUGCCAGAAGACGAGCCCCUCGGCGAUGCCAAAGUAGGAGGCCAAGUUGCCCUUGAAGAACCCACGAAGACCCUCGGUGGACCAGAUGUUCCGCACCUGACAUAUCGUCGCCGCCAACCGACCCUGACCCUGACACACAACACAACACAACACAACACACGCACGUGAGACCACUCGCAUGGCAUAGCAUAGCAUACACACAUACACGACUGACUGACUGCAUGGCUGGCUUACUUAACUAACUUACCGCAGUGAUGGUGUCGGCUGCCUUUGAAGCGGCCAGCUGGCAUUUGGUGCCGACCAUGAAGAAGGGGUUGGUGGCCGUGUAGGCACUCAGCCCCGCCACGAUGGCAGCGAUGCUCGUGGACCACGACCCGUCGCCCAGCCGCCUCAGACAGGCCGCCUUGGUGCCCUCGUACGACGCGAAGUACACUCCCUUCUUGCCAAACACCCCAAGAGACGUCCACACGGACCCCUUCCAGAAACCUUUGAGGCUCGAGGCGUCGUAGAUGCUGCCCACCACCUUGGGGAUCUGUCUGAGCCCGCCGCCAUUGGACUGCAGCUGCGUCCGCACCACGUCGAUGGGCGAGCAGAAGACGUUGGCCACGGACGCCCCCAGCCCCCCCGCCACACCGCCCUUGACGAACUUCUUGAUCCAUGCGGGCGACAGCACCACCACUGUGGCCGGUUCGCUGGUGCGGGGGAUGGCUGGAGCUGGCCUCUGCCGACGGGGGGAGGCCGUCGACGCCUUCUCGUCCUUGCCAGAGCCAUCCUGCAUCCUGAAGGCCCUCUUGAUCUUGGAUGCGAGGCGGGUCGAGGGCGCCUCGCCGGCCAGGGGGGCGGUGGGUGGUGUGAUGACCCUCCUGGCGUGGCUCAGCUGCCGCGGAAUGACGUCGAGGAACGACUUGGACGGGGCGGCGUGGGCGGAUGGGGCGGCUGACGAGGCCGAGAGGGCGAGAAGCACGAAGGCCAGUGUGAGUGGGCGGGUGUUGUGCUGCUGGCAGCACGACGCUGGCUCCUUCUGGGUGUGAGCGAGGAAGCUCUGGAGGACGACGGGCAGCGAGACUCCACACUGGGCCAUGAUGAUGAGCACCGCCAGGCAGGUGACGUACUCGACGUCAGCACAGAUGCCGCACAGGGCCCGCACCAGCCGCUGCAUGUCAUCGUGCUGUCGGUGUGCGCACGUGGCCGAGGCCGAGGCCGCUGCCGCAUCUCUCCUGAACUCAAAAUCGUCGACAAACGUCAGGGAUCUCAUCAUGCACCUAGUGGGGACAGAGUCAGUCGCACUCACACACGCGACCUUCACAAAAGCAGGCGCAAGAGGCGGGCGAUCG